AUGGCCGGUGCCGACUCAGACGCAGUGACCACCGCCGGAGGUCGUCACCAUGGCCCGCCGAAGAUCAUCAGCGCUCGCCCCAAGGUGCGGAAGACGGUGUACGUGGUGCACGAGGUGAAGGCGGCGGCGACGGCCGGCGAGGGGGACCCUCCGGUGCCACAGGGGAAGAUCAGGCUCUCCCAGGAGAGCGUCGACGCGAUCCUUGCCGAGGACACGACGCCGCAUCCCAUGUCCGACCCGUCCGCCGACCUGGACCUCUUCCGGAGCUUGCUUCCGCCGGAGCUGUACGAGGCGACGGAGCGCGUCCUGCUCAGCGCCGCCAGGACGGAAGGGAGGCGGCGGAGUCGCAUCGUGGAGCGGCACGCGUGGGUCCGCGGCGAGCUGGAGAAGAAGGGGUACGUGGACGUUGACGAAGACAAGGCAUUGACGUUCACUGCCAUUCACCUCGAGGAGGAGCUCGAGUAGGACGAUGACGACUUCGAGGAAGCGAACGGGAGCGAGGGCGGCGGGUAGUUAGCGUGCAUAGCACCACACAGGGGCGGGCAGUGGGCGGCGGCGGUGGGUCGAUGAGGUGGAGCAGCAGGACAGCGGCAAUGUCGAAGAGGAGGAACACCGUGAUCGCGAUGACCAUCACGCGGCUUGCACGCUGAGUGAUAGGAGCCGCAUGUCGGCGCCUAUG
Messenger RNA from Oryza brachyantha (malo sina), 679 nucleotides. RefSeq lists its product as uncharacterized. The transcript has a single exon. The record is from RefSeq and is a predicted model, not a curated record. Lineage: Eukaryota; Viridiplantae; Streptophyta; Magnoliopsida; Poales; Poaceae. The coding region runs from base 1 to 465 and encodes 154 amino acids.